AUGGCGGCCAAGAUCAGGCUAAGCAAGAACGCUGUCUUGCAUCUCCACCGCCAUGGCCUCCAGCAGACGGAUCCCUUUGAACCCGCCUAUGUCCAGGUAAUGUCCAUCUACCAAGCAUUUGUCGAUGCUGCCACCGUGAGCCUGGACCCGGCAUACCAAGGACAGAACACCGUCUAUGAGUUCAGGCGACCCGAGGCCAAGGUUGACUCAUUACAAACUGGUUUGCUUGCUCCUUGCGUUCCCGCCUCCACUUCCUGGCUCAAUGCCCCGCCCAUCGUCCUGCUGGGUGAAGUUGUGCGCGUCCGUCGUUUUCCCCGGGAAAUUCACCAGUCGGGGGUGCGCGCGCUCCGCCCAGUUGAACAUCAACGCAAGUGCGUAGCCCCGCCCGCCGCCUGCGCUGGUUUGUGCUUGCCAUUCUCACCCGCCACGCCGGUCAUCCCUGCCUUGCAUGCCAGACUGGAUCGCCACACCGCUUUGGCCAGUCAUUGCCAACUACGGCUACUCGCCAAUCUAGACAGCAUUGACAUGGCGGCAUCAGGUUUUGAGCUCAACCGUGAGGCGCUCAUCUACCCCGAACCUACAGUUCCCCACACCGACGCUGCGUCAACGCCUGGUGCCACAGACCCGCUCCGGCAGCAGCUACUGGACACCCGUGUCUUUUUAGGCCAGGCCAUCAAUGAUCUCAAAGGUCUUGGCCAGCAAAAGGGUUGCUUGAUUGUCACUCUGCUUCGAAAGUCCCCCAUCUACUGCCACGCACGCGCUGACACUACUCAGAAAUACCCGGUGCGCGCCUACCUCGAGGUUCGCGAUCAUGUCGGUGGCCCCAAGGCCGUCAUUGUGCUCUGGACCCGUGCUGUCCACCUCUUCUACGAAUGCCUGGAAGUCGGUGAUGUCCUGGUGAUUGAGAACUACAACCUUCGCCGCCCAACCAUGUUCCUUCCCAUCUUCAGUAACGCUGAACUGGAAAUCAGCGCCAACUCGAGUCACCUCGAGACCCGCAUUCGCAUUCUCUCCCCAGCCCAAGUCACGCGCAUUCAACCCAACGUACCGAGCUUGGGCCAGGAACUCUGCUUGCGACCCCGUAUCGUCGCACCCGCGUGUGAAAAUGGCUCCGGCACAUCCAUCGCGGGCAUCGUCACACACGUGGGUCGGCUGCGCCGGACGACCAUCCGUCACCGCGCUUGCCUGCAACGUUGGAUCAAGGUAGUGGAUUUCAGCCAAGGUGAUCGACCCUGGCUUGUUGCGCUGGAUUGCGCGGCAAAUGCCGAGCUCUUUUUCGACCUUUCACCGGGCAUGGCCGUCCUCAUUAUGGACCUCAAGCUCCAAUGGAUUCUACCAGCACCUGAUGUGCUCUCGUACAAUGUCUGCCGCGAGCCCUUUCUCUUUUCAACCGACCGCACUCGCAUGUGCGCCUUGCUCGACGCUGAAUACGAAGCCCGCUUUCCACAAAUCGCCGCCCUGGUUGACACGGUUCACGGCUUGGUCCCCAUCCUGAAGCAUGUGGCCGAGCACCGCGAAGAGGUCAAGAGACACGGAUUGGUCGGCGGUUGGCUUCCUUAUCGCUAUUUGAUCGAGGAGUUGGGUUGGCAAGAUUCCCUCGACUGGGCCAAAGACUUGACCCCCAUGGCAACCCUCUUUGAGGCAAGCGUGUGCAUGCGUUGA
Messenger RNA from Monosiga brevicollis MX1, 1662 nucleotides. RefSeq lists its product as uncharacterized. Bases 1 to 1662 code for a protein of 553 amino acids. The transcript is spliced from 5 exons. Gene Ontology annotation, molecular function: single-stranded DNA binding. Lineage: Eukaryota; Choanoflagellata; Craspedida; Salpingoecidae. The record is from RefSeq and is a predicted model, not a curated record. Gene Ontology annotation, biological process: regulation of DNA repair. Gene Ontology annotation, cellular component: replication fork.